AUGGUCAGAAGCAGUCUCUUGCUGCCGCUCGUCGCGGCGGCAUCCGCCGUCCAGGCCUACGUCCAGUCCCCCAAGACCGUCGCCGGUGCCUUCAUCGUCGAGUUGGAGGAUGGUCAGGAUGCCUCGGAGUUCCUCGCCAAAACCAAGGCUGACGCCGUCACCCGUAUGAACCUGAAUUUCACUCUUUUCAAGGGCGCCUCCAUCCAGUUCAACGACCUGGACACGGCCGACGCCAAGGCCGCCCAGCUGGCCCAGCUCCCCUCGGUCAAGAACAUGUGGCCCGUCCGCACCUACGGGAUCCCCGACUCCGAGGUCGUCUGGACGGGCACACAAGGGCGCGACUACGUCGACGUGAAGAAGCGCCAGCUCGGCAACGACACCUUCUCUACCCACGUCCAGACCCAGGUCGACAAGCUCCACCGCAACGGCGUCACCGGCAAGGGCAUCAAGGUUGCCGUCAUCGACACCGGCAUCGACUACCUCCACCCGGCCCUCGGCGGCUGCUUCGGCCCCGGCUGCCUCGUCAGCUACGGAACCGAUCUCGUCGGAAACAACUACGACGGUUUCAACGAGCAGGUCCCCGACCCCGAUCCGAUGGAUUGCGGAGGCCACGGAACCCACGUCGCAGGCAUCAUCGCGGCCCAGUCGAACCCCUUUGGGUUCCUCGGCACUGCCCCCGGCGUCACGCUCGGUGCUUACAAGGUCUUUGGCUGCGAGGGACAGGUCGGCAACGACGUCCUGAUCGCCGCCUACAACCGCGCCUUUGAGGAGGGCAGCAACAUCAUCACCGCCUCCAUCGGCGGGCCCUCGGGCUGGACGGACGAGCCCUGGGCCGCCACCGUCUCGAGGAUCGUCGAUGCCGGCGUUCCCUGCACCGUCUCCGCCGGCAACUCGGGCGACCAGGGCAUCUUCUUCGCCUCCACCGCUGCCAGCGGUAGGCACGUCACCGCCAUCGCCUCGUUCGACAACGCCGUCACCCCGGCUCUUCUCAUCGAGAACACCUUCACCGUCGCCGGUGGCGCCCCUAGCACCUUUGCCUACACCCCCGGCGAGCCUAGCGAGUGGGCCGGCGUUGAGCUCCCCCUCUGGGCCAUCACCACCGACUCUAGCUCCGACGCCGCCCUCGGCUGCGACCCUUACCCGGCUGGCACCCCCGACCUGAGCGGCAAGAUCGUCCUCGUCAAGAGAGGCGUCUGCACCUUUGUCGUCAAGGCCCAGAAAGCCGCUGCCGCCGGCGCCAAGUACAUCAUGGUCUACAACAACGUCCCCGGCGCCGGCUCCGUCAGCGUCACCGCCGUCCCCGAGAUCCUGGCCAUCGGCAUGACCACCCCCGACCAGGGCGCGGCAUGGCUCAAGUCCAUCGCCGCAGGCUCCGAGGUCGUCCUGAAGAUGACCGACCCCGAGAAGGCCGAGCAGAUCCUCACCCAGUCCGUCAACACCGCCACCGGCGGCUACGUCUCCAGCUACAGCUCUUGGGGCCCCAACUGGGACGGCCAGCAGAAGCCCCAGUUCGGCGCCGUCGGAGGCAACGUCCUCUCCACGUACCCCAGGGCCCUCGGCUCCUACGCAGUCCUCUCCGGCACGUCCAUGUCCUGCCCCCAGACCGCCGGUAUCGUGGCCCUGAUCGCCGAGGUCCGCAAGACCCUGGACCCCGCCACCAUUGAGAACCUCCUGUCCGCCCACGCGAACCCCGUCAACUUCAACUCCGGCAGCGGCCCCGAAGGCCUGCUUGCCCCUGUGUCCCAGCAGGGCGCCGGUCUCGUCCAGGCCUACGACGCCGCCUACUCCACCAUCCUCCUCAGCCACUCUAGCCUCUCGUUCAACGACACGGACAACUUCAUCCCCGAGCUCAACUUCACCAUCAAGAACACCGGCUCCGCGGACGUCUCGUUCGACCUGAGCAACGUCGGCGCCGCCACCGCCUACACCUUUGAGACCGCCGGCGACUUGACCCCCGCCCUCUUCCCCAACAACCUGACGGCCGAGCACGCCACCGUGGCCUUCAGCGAGAGCAAGGUCUCGGUGCCCGCCGGCGGCGAGGCCACCAUCCUCGUCACCCCUACCCCUCCCACCCUCGACGCCGCCCGCCUGCCCGUCUGGUCGGGCUACAUCGCCAUCAACGGCUCCGACGGCUCCAGCAUGUCUCUGCCCUACAUGGGCAUCGGCGGCAGCCUCCACAGCCACGUCACCAUGGACGAGGCCCUGAUGACCACCUCCACCAGCGCCACGGCCGCCGAGUACGCGCCCGUCGCCAGCAACUACACCUACGUCCUGCCGCCUCCCGGCACCGCCAACAAGACCGACGCCGUCGUCCCGGCCCUCGCUAUCGACAUGGUCUUCGGCUCCGCCCUAGUCCGCGCCGACCUCGUCCCCCUCACUACCUACCCCCCCAACAUCACCCACAAGGUCUUCGGCACCAAGACCCUCGGCCAGCCCCGCUCGUUCCCUUACACGUACACCUCCCGCGGCGUCUUCGCCGUCAACUGGGACGGACAGAUGGACGACGGCAGCUACGCCCCCGCGGGCAAGUACAAGUUCUCCGUCAAGUCCCUGCGCGUUUUCGGUGACGCCUCCAAGUUGGAGGAGUACGACGUCGCCGAGACCCAGCCUUUCCGCAUCAUCUACGGUGCCGCCAACGCGACGGCCCCUGCGAGACACUAG
Molecule: messenger RNA, 2661 nt
Organism: Colletotrichum graminicola M1.001
Lineage: Eukaryota; Fungi; Ascomycota; Sordariomycetes; Glomerellales; Glomerellaceae
Product: subtilase
Exons: 3
Coding region: 1-2661 (886 amino acids)
Biological process (GO): proteolysis
Cellular component (GO): cytosol; cell wall; membrane
Molecular function (GO): serine-type endopeptidase activity; tripeptidyl-peptidase activity
Source: RefSeq, a predicted model, not a curated record